AUGAUCUUCAUGGCACGAGAGAGUCAGGAGAAGUGCAGAGAGCAAAACCAGGAACUGUUCAUGGCAUUUAUCGACCUAACCAAGGCCUUUGACUCUAUCAGUCAUGAUGUCCUAUGGAAAGUGUUUUAUGGAAACUACAGACAGAACCGAUCGAACCUUACAUCACUGUUAGUGCAACCCAUAUCUGCACUGCUAGUCAAAAGACUUGUUUCUUUACCUGAGGACAGAAGCAAAAGUGAUGGGUGUAUCCCUCUCAAACUGGCUAUGACAGAAAAGAGAAUAAUCAGUCUAAAUGUUCAGACAGUCCCAACAUACAAGACAAUUUCUAAUGUUAUUGGGUAUUUAAAGGGAUCUACAUUUCCCGAUAGAUAUGUCAUAGUUGGUAGCCACCACAACAGUGUAUAUGGUUACAGUGGACAAGAAUGGGCCAGUAGCACUGCUGUCAUCACAGCAUUUAUACAAGCCUUGAUGCUAAAAGUUAAGAGAGGCUGGAGGCCUGAUCGGACCAUUGUUUUCUGCUCAUGGGGAGGAACAUCAUUUGGCAACAUUGGCUCAUAUGAAUGGGCAGAGGAUCUCAAGAAAGUUCUCCAGAGAAACGUUGUGGCUUAUGUUAGCCUCCAUAACCCAGUAAGAGGCAAUUCAAGUUUGCAUCCUGUAGCAUCGCCUUCCCUUCAGCAACUGGCAACAGAGAGACAGAGCCUCACCUGUCUGGGGAAAAUGAAGUGCCCAGGAUCCAAUGUGAGUUCUGUGCAGAUGCAGGGUGAUUCUGAUUAUUUCAUCAACCAUCUUGGGGUUCCCACUGUGCAGUUUUCUCAUGAAGACAUCAAAACAUUAGAGAGUCCAAGCUUUCUCUUUGAAGCUCUCUUUCCUGCACAUAACACAGUAACUGAAGAGCUGGAUCCCUUGUUCAACCUCCAUGAGACCAUUGCUAAGCUAACGGGAGAGGUGACUUUGCAAAUUGCCAGUGAACCGGUUCUGCCCUUUAAUGCCCUGGACAUCGCAUUAGAAGUUCAGAACAGCCUUAAAGGUGACCAACUAGACACCCGUCAGUUGCUGGCAAUGGCUUCAAGACUGAGGGACAGUGCAGAAUUGUUCCAGUCAGAUGAGAUGCGUCCAGCUAAUGACCCCAAGGAGAGAGCUCCUAUCCGAGUGAGAAUGCUUAAUGAUGUUCUCCAAGGUCUGGAGAAAAACUUCUUAGUUCAACAAGCUCCUCCAGGGUUUUACAGAAACAUUCUUUACAGGCUGGAUGAAAAGAUGAGCCAAUUUUCAGUACUACUAGAGGCACUGGAGCACUGCAAGCUACAUCAGUCAAAUGAGACCCUUCAAGCAGCCUUGUCAAAGGUGCUGAACAGCAUCAAUUCAGCUCAGGUUUACUUCAAAGCAGGACUUGAUGUGUUUGAGACUGCCUUUGCUGGAAAGAAAUGACAAAACUCUCAGCAUUCUAAGAAGUUUGUUUACAAUUCACUAAGCAAAAGUUCGAGUCGGACCAGAAUUUCUUUGAGAUUGAAAGUUUUUUCAACUGUUUUUUUUUUCAAUCGGUGUUUAAAGGUACUACAGUGUGUGUUCUAAUAACUAUAAAACAGUCUUUUGCACUGUUCACGGUAAAUCCCAGAUGUCUCUUUGAGAAUGUAUAAAAACAUAUUCAGAGGGGAAUAACACUCAAGAUUUGAUUUUUAGAAGGAAAUCUGCUGUAUUUUUAUAUGUAAAAUAUAUUUUUAUGACUAAGGGCUCAAUCUUGCAAAGUGCUGAACACUUGCUGCAAAAUGCUAAGGGCCUGCUUUUCUGAGGUGAGGAACACCCACGGUUGUAAGUAUCUCGGGGCUGUGAAUGCUCAGCACCUCAACAAAUCAUGACUGCAGUACCCUAAAAUUCAUUGGUUCACCCUUAAGUCCUCCAAUACCCAGAUUUGCUACACCUCCACAACAAACUCAUCUUUGUUCUUUCCCCUUUAUGUCUGGGGAGAGGAAGUUGAAGGAUGUGGGUUUGUUCUAUUGGUGUUCAGGGCAUGCAGGACUAAGGAGGAGGCACUCGAUAUCUUGCAGGUAGAGUCCAACAUUCUGAGACCAUCCUUACUCCUGUGGGUGAUGCAUAUAGUAUGAAUGUUGCUUAGGUUCUGGGAGAGUUAAGAACCUUUGAUUAUCCUGUUUCUGCACCAGAAAAGGAGAAUUUUAAUUUCAGUGAAAAGCGUUUGGGGUUUUUGUUUUUAACAAUUCAGAGGAUUCAGAAAGAUUUGAAUUAGUCGACGGAGUUGACCAAAAACAUUUUGAAUGUUUAUAUUUAUGAAAUGAAGUGCCUAAUCUUAUGGAACUAGUAGUACUACCCUGGCUAACAAAACUGUCAACCUUUAUACUGGCAUCCACUAUACGGGCUCCCUUCACUCCCAGAAUGGUAUAAGGGACCCUAAUGUAAAUGAGAAUCAAAACCUAAAAAUACUAGGGAAUUUCUUAAGAUAUAGGGCUUGAUUGUUUCAUUGGCAGGACCCAGGCUGUGGACUCACAGCAGUGCAAUCAUAGUAGUGCAAGCCACCUACAGUUCCCACCCCACCAGAGAACCUAGCACAACCCAAAUAGAUUAAGCAGGUCUCUUGUCUGAAACAUAAAGCAGUAUUCCCCUAAUGGAAUCGGUCUGAGGGAAACAGUAAUACCUCUACCACUGCAUAGCAUGGAGUUAUUGAUGGGUGGAGCAAGUACAGUUGUACCUCCCUGCGCUGCUGGGGUGAAUGUGAGUGCACACAGGACAACUGGAAUGCUAGUCAUUUAAUUUUGCAAAACAGGCGACUGAUGGGGCCAAAGUUUACUGGGACUUAGGGCUUUAAAUCCAUAGAUUAUUAUAACGCCAUACAAUAAAAUUUAGAGCAUAUAGAGAAACACAGUUUUAAGAAUGAUGAGUGUGGAAUUAGAGCUGCAAGAAAAAAUGAUCAGACGUCACUGGGACUUCCAGACUGAAAAAGUAGUUGCUGUCUGGGAUCCUAAAUAGUUUAUUGUUGCCUCAAAUUUGUCCGUGAAAAUAAAAAGGAGGCAUUUCAGUUUAUAAUGAAAACAACCACAUUUCUGUUUGAAUGUAGAAAAAUUUCACCUGGGGAAAAUUGCAAAUUUGUCCAAAGGGUGCAACUUUGUGUCAGUACUGUUUAACAAGAGCAUGUUCCCAAAGUGAAAACAGGGAGUUUUAUCACAACUCUGAGUCUUUAUUUCCCCACAUAUUGUUCUUCAAAAAAUACUUCUAUAGCUGCAAUGAUUUAAUAUAGAGUGCAUGCAACUUUGCUUUUGUCACAUUUCCUCAUACAUUAACAACGCAGGAAAGGGUUUACUCUCUACCUUUCAGCUAAUACUAGGUGCUUCUAAUAUGGAGGGAUCUGUCCGCUGGAGGGCAGGUGAGCAAUUUGACUUGCCACACCGACUCUAAAGAGAUGGCAUGGCACCAUUUUCUUCUGCCAUAGCACAUCUUCUCUAUCAUCGGGUUUCCAAUAGCACCCAUCACCGUGGUUUCUAACCAGUUGGAAAUGCUUCAUAUGAACUGUGUGUUCUGUAUUUUCCAACAAUAUUUAACAAUUUAUUGUAUGCACUAGAUUUGUAUUGUAUUUCCUGAGGAGGAGCAAUCUCCCAGCUGUGAGGUUAGCGCGAGUUCUUCCUUGGGUUACUGAUCCCCACAAGCCUGAUCCUGCUCCCAUUGAAGUCAAUGGUAAAGCACUUAUUGACUUCAGUGGUACAGAAUCAGGCUCCAAUAAAGGGGCCUAAAAUAUAGACCAACACCUCCUUCUUCCAGAAGGGACUAGUAGCCUCUUCUGGGUCUAAAAUGUAAAAUCUCCCAAUCUCCCAUUAAUCUAAUCUGUGUCAUUUCCAAUAUUGUAUACAUUGAGAUUUUUUUGAGAAGACUGUGUCGUUUGUUACAACUGACUAACUUUCCUUUCCACCUUUCUCCAGUGAUGUUAGACCAUAACCAGUUUUAAAGUCACAGACCUUGAAGUAUUCUACUGCAAAUAACACCGUUAUAGUAUGUGUCUACCUAGGGCUGAUCCCCUGCACCUGCAGGGGCAUAGGCUUGAUGGGUUACUAGACACUAACUUGUCUGAUUUUAGAGGUGUAAGUGCUCACAGGUAAUUUUUGCACCAGUUUACCUUUGAAAAGGUACUGCGGGCCAUCUCCUGCCAAUGUUUUUUACAUGUAGUCUGGUAGAUUCAGGGAAUUGAUAGCAAGAUAAAGCCAUAAAUAUUUAGUGAAUUUCUAAUAUAGAAUCUUUCUCUCAGCCACUUGUUCCACAUCAGGUAAGAAAAGGUGUUUGUAAUAGUUUACUCAAACUAAAUUCCUUCUGGUAUUGUGUUGAAAUAAAGGCAAUGCCCUUUUUAAAAAUGCAGUAUGUUUGCAAACUCCUUGAAGGAUACUAAAAAAAAUCUGUUACCUUUUCAUGAGCAUCGAUUGCCAAACCCAGCAUAAUAAAUACAUUGAUUGCUAGAGAACCUACUCACCAGGACCAGAAAUCCUAAGGCUUGCAAUAGUUGUGUGGUAAAGCAGUUGAUAAUAAAAGGCUAACAUGAUUUUAUGAGUGCAUAUUUUAGUGAGUCCAUAAAGAACUAAAAUAUAAUCAAAUCAGAUAAAUAACAAGGACAUCGAAGCUGGAAUUUCAGCACUAACUUCACAGUAGGCAGUGAAUUGCUUUUAUCACCCAAGAAAAACAAGCCCUUUUUGCUGUAUAGUAUACACAAAUAAACAUAUGGCUUGUAUAGUGCCUUUAUUUUUCAAUUAUUGUGCAUAUACUAAUUUCUAUACAUGGUACCAUCCUCACCCACAUAGAUGGAGAUGAUACCCAUGUGAUAAAUUCCAGAAUGAAUUUACCAUACACUUGACUGCUUCACCUGCCCUCUGCCCAUUAUCACAGCUUCUAGGACUUGUUCAAAUCUAAGGAGCUGUAAGAAGGGCACUGCAGCAAUGCAUGGGGAACAAAUCAGUCUCUCAGUUAACUACAUUUUUUCCCCUAGGAGUAGUUCUUCCAUAUGUUUUUUUACCCACUUUAAUCAUUAUUAUUUCAUGCAUUUGAAGAAUGCCCAUUAUUAUAAUAUUAAUUUAUCAUUCAUUUUACAGGGAAUUUGGUGUGAAAAAUCUUAGCCUAAUUGUCUGGGAUUCCAAAGCCAUUAUUUAUUGGACAAAGAAAUAUGACUUGCAAGCCCAUUAGCUCAAGCUUGUAAAGACUCAUGUUUUUAUCUCUGGAGAUCACCUUUUCAAUCCCUGCCCAUAAGCAUGAAGGUGGUCAUCACACAUACUGUCUAAGAGACGGAUAUAGAGAAAGCAGGAUGCACUAGGAAAUCUAGAGAAGGGUGUAAACUUAUAGGGAAAAAUACAUGGAGAUAGUUAACUAUCAUAAACUACAUAUUUUCCUUCCAACUGUAAGAGUUUGAUGAAAUUCUAUGACCUGUGUUAUGCAGGAGGUCAGACUAGAUGACCAUAAUAUGGUACCUUCUGGUCUUAAAAUCUGUGACUCAUUUUAGAGAGAGAGAGAGCACUAAGUUUGGGCUUAGACACAUUUUCAAGGGAACAAUUCUAAGAGAUGGGCCCAUGCUCAAAGCCUUGUAUUGUGGGCUAUCAUCCUUUGAGCUAAGGAUAACUGGAAGUGACUACCUCUAAAAUAUGUUAAUGUCGCUCUUUCAAGGUCCAGUUAUGUGAGGUGGAAGAAGUUAAGUUCCUUUAACUCUCAUUGGGACUUCAGGGUUCCCAGGAUCAGACCUUAACUUCGAUAGGUGGUUGCCUGAGUGGCAUUCCCUUUGCUCUGAAGGCACAUUCUUUCUAGCACUGCAUUACUAGUUCCUGCCAGUUUAGGAGUGGAAAGCAAAGUCCAAUUUCAGAGGUCUGGGGUCUGAUUUUGCAGCAUACUUAGCAAAUAUCACUUUGUAUGUUUAAAGCAUGGCUUCAUUGACUUCUGUUGCUUCUGUAAGUGCUCAACACUUCUGCAAGACAGACCCCGGGGUCUCAAGUCAGGCACCCAGAAAAUUAGUGGCCACCUGUGAAAAGUUUGGUUGAAAUGAUUUGCCCAGCACCACAAAGGAACUUUGUGUCAGAGGCAGGGAUAAAAUCUAGUUCUCCAGGACAGUGUCCAACUGCUUUAACCAUGAGACCAUCCUUUUUCUCCUCACAAUCCCCUGUUUUAUUCACUAUACUCCUUCCAAAACUAAUGGAGUGUAGGGUUCCUACAGACAGCAGCCUCCUUCACUACACAGCCCUGGUUCAUCCCCAGAGCUUGUUCAUUCUGUGCACUGAAUAAGGCAGGAGUACUGUGGAAAAACAAUGUGUGAUUAUGUAAUUAAAGACUGUGACGUCAUGCAUGUGCACAAGGGGUAACAAGUUUGUGUAGGAAACUUUAAAUCUGGCAUUUCCUAAAUUGGAGUGAUUGACUUUGCAGCCUUAAUGUUCUUUUAACAUCGUACUUUUGUGUGUGUUAUUUCCUACGUCUUUCAAAUAGCAAAGUGAAAAAGCAAAUUCCAUCAUGUUGCAUCGUAAUGAUACACAUCUGUCUCCCCUUCUCCCCACCUCCUUCCCUCUGCCUCACUGGAUUUCAGAUCAUCUCCUUCCUUCACCAGUCCUAGUCUCUCCACAUGCUCCUUGUCUAUUCCCAGUAUCUAGCCCCAGGCUCCUGGUACCAAUCUACUUCUUGUGCCCCUCCCCAGGUUUGGGAAUGCUCCCUCUGCAUUCAAAUUGGGCAGAUUCCUCCUCUACACUGCCUGGGGCCAGCAGAGAGGGCAUUGAGAGCACAGGGUCCCUCCUCUCAGAUGAGGGUCUCAGUCCCAACAUGACCAGGGCAGCCCAGAGCUGUCUGCAAUUGCAGGGAAAAUCGGUGAGGUUUUUAAUCUGUUAAAAUGUUGGCCGUCUCUUCUGAGCAUGUGCAAACUGCGAUUUUUUUUUAAAGGCUUAUAACUUGGCCAAAUUCAGACAAAUUUUCAUGGGGAUGGCAAAAGGCCCGUCUCUGAUGCAAAGGCCACUCCUCUGCAAAAUUUCAGCUCCCUGAGGGUGCUAGAUCUUCUCAAUUACACGUUGUGAAAAUGUUGUGAAAAUAGGCAAAAUAAUGUAUUUUUCCCUAGCCUUAUUCUCAGAAACGAUUGAACCAUUUUCACUGAAAAUUUCCAAUAAUAGUAAUACUAACAAUAAUUAAUAAUACUCAGAGUGAGGAAAACACCCAGCCUGGAAAUUUUCAGUCCAAUGGUAAAAAUUUGGCAAAGUUAUAAGCAAUUGAAAACAGGGUCUUCUAAUAGGAAGCGUUGUGAACACAAUAAUAGGUGGUGCUACCAGCCGCACCUAUAACAAUUAUUUUGGUGCUCAUGCAGGGUUACAAGAUGUCAUCACGUCAUCAGCGUGAUAGGUUAUUUCAAUGUGUCUCAUUAAGUAUUCUCCAUAUGGGAAUAACUCAUAUUGAAGGCUCCCAUUGUUUAGUCCACAAAGUGGGUGGACAUAAUCAAGUGUAAAUACUUAUUAGUAAUUUUGACAGAAGCUGGCUUAAUGAUAACAUUUUCUAAAACAUUUUGUAAGGAGUAUUAGUUAUUUAUAUUCUGCUUAAUUCCUUGUGUCCCUCGGCAUAUGAUAAUAAAGGUAGGACCAACUUUUUAAAAGUUUGCAGGAACGUUUCAGGUUCUUUGGACAGUACUACACAAAGCACAGGACAGAGUAUAAGUGUAUAUAGUGUAUGUAUAUGUGGUAUACUGUAAUUUGGUACAAUCAUGAUGCUUAUUAAAAAUGUUGGAAUGUAUUAAUGUAAAUCCUUUAAUCUUGGAAAUACACAGGCCUGGAAUCAGAACAAAGGCUUAAUUUAAGAAAUAUAGUUAGAACACAGGUAUUGAACAGAAUUUUUUUUUCAUGUUUAAGUACAGUUUCAUGCUUAUUCAGCUAUCUAUUGGUAAAAAAAGAAUUUUGUUUAAGCUACUUUUCUCUGUUGUUUUUCCCCAACAAGGCUUUUAAAAAUGAAAUAAGCGCCUGUUCUUUGUUGUUGUUUUUUUAAGUGCUUGCUGCCUUUAAUAUUUUUAAAUGAUGUUACACAAUGGUUGGGAAGCUUAUCUUGUUUUAGAAUGGUGUUAAGGCCUCUUUAUCUGUCAUUAUCGUGCAUUGUUUGAUAGGCAGAACUCAGGGCUGAUCUUCACUAUGGAUCGAUGCUGCUGCAAUUGAUGCAGCAGGGAUUGAUUUAGCGGGUCUAGUGAAGACCCACUAUAUCGAUGGCAGAGCACUCUCCGGUCAACCCCGGUACUCCACCUUUCCAAGAAGAGCAAGGGAAGUUGACAGGAGAGCGUUUCCCAUCAACGCAGCACAGUGAAGACACUGGGGUAAGUCGACCUAAACUACGUCGACUCCGGCUAUGUUAUUUACGUAUCUGGAGUAGCAUAACUUAGGUUGACUUACCCCCGUAAUGAAGACAAGCCCUCAGAGUUAAAGUGGUAUUGUUUUGAAACAGUCUCUUGGGAAGGAGGUUCUUUACAGAUUCACUAGUGUAUUUAACGUAACGCACUUAGGUGGCUUUUACUGUGUCUUUAUUAUGGAGUCACUAUAGGUAUCCAAGAUGAUGUUCUGAGGCACUAACCUGAGAGAGCUGAAUGUGGUGGUGUAAUCAGAUUCCAAAGACCUAGUCAAUCUGCCACAUUUGGAGUGAGCUGUGGGAAGGACUGCUAGUUGAGCAGUUGGUUCAGCUUUUAUUCUGGAUUCUUUAAGAGCACCUCCUCAUUGCAACUUUCAAAAUAUUAGCACUGGGAACAUAAUCUAUUUACUGGUGCAAAAAGCUCCCUGACUGUUGAUUGUAAGAUUUUUGUUGUUGUUGUCCCCCUAGAAUUGAUUAAAAAAUAAAAAAGAUAGCUCUGGAAACUAGAGACAAUCAUAAGGUUCCUCUGCCAGGGAUUGUGGAGAUGUUUUCUUUCCUAUGUUUAUUUCUGCCUACAAUUUUAUGUUUGUACUACAUUUUCAGUUUGUGAUGCAUUCUUAGUUAGAAUUUUUAUCCAUCUAAUUCAACUAACGCCAUAUGAAAAGCUUAUACAGUGCUACACUUCACAAAGCAGUAUUAUUUGACAGGAAAUCAGGCAUGACUGGCACGUUGACAGACAUUGGGCCAAAUUCUCAGCUACGGUAUUUAGAAAGUUGGUUUAAUUGGCCAGCUGGGAAUUCUGCCAGUGUGCAUAGGGGUUUAGAGAUUGCAUAGAGAACUCCCCUCUUCUCCAGGCCCCUUGUAUCCAUGUCACAUUGGCAGGAUGGUUCAGAGCUCCCAAUGUGCUCCUGUGAUUCCCAGUUAGCAUAACCUGGUAGCCCUGAUCAGCUGAUGUAGGAUAGAGCAGUUUUGAGGCUGCUUUGCAGCCCCACACGGAACGUUAAGGCACUAAUGGUUUCCAGUACUUACUAGAAUGUUCUGCCUUGUGGCAAUCUGGUAUUGUGCACUAUUUGUGGCUUUUCAUACAUUCACCUGGACCUUUUUUUCCCUAUCUGCCCUCAUUUCCCGGCCGCAGCAUCUACAUUUUUUUACAUUCGAUGACUUCACUAGAGGGGAAUUAAGGAGAUGCUUAAUAUUUCACAUUUAAAUCAGAUGAGAUAAAGACAAAAGCUCUUUGUUUUCCAUCUGCAGUCUAUGGAAGUUCGUGGGCAACAAACUCUUAUCAUGUAUAUUAUGAUUUGGUAUGCUAAGAGAAAUGGAAAAUGAAUGUAAUUCCUCAUCCAAUGAAAGCAGAAAGAAUUCAGGGAACACUUUACACUCAAAUAUUUUAACCAUUUGUGCACAACGAGGGAGAACAAGAAUGAAGUGAAGAAUUAUGAGCAGAUAUUUUUCUUAUGGAAAAUUCUGUUGUUUUGCUUCAGUAAAGGAUUUUAAUAUUGUACUCAUACCUAUGCAUUCUAUACCUCUGAGCCCUCGUACCACUGCCGUGUCUAGUGGGGAUUAAUCCUAGUGCUGUCAUUAGUGCUAAUGUUCAAAACACUAGUUCAUACUGAGACUGUGUCCCAUAACUUCUUAUGGGAUUUAUGUGAUCCGAUGCAAUAUGCAAAUAUUUCCACAUUUUAUAAAAUGCUAUAAAAAGCAUCUAUUAAAUUGCAUCAUCAAUGAACAACUUUGACUCAGAACAUGAGAAACACAGUGAAUGUAGGCCUCUCUCAUUCUGUCUCCGUCUAACUUUUCAAAUAGUAAAAUAGAGUUAACAUACAAAAUAUGCUCACCUAUAGUAAAUGAUAGCUAGUCAAUUCAGAAGAAGAUUAAGUAACCAGGAUUUUGACCAUGCAGUAAUAUAGACUUGAUAUAGUGAUUCCACGGAACCAAUAAAUCUCAUACUCUGUGAUAAUGUGCAAUGAAAGGUUGAUUUUUAUAAUACAUUAAAGGGCACAGAGUGGAGGUAUAACAGCUUCUUUCUGGAAAAUAGUUUAUAUUGUAUGAAUUUGUACUUUUAUAACAUAGUAUAAUAACAAAGAUAAAAUUGACUAUUAAUGUAAGUAGAUUCUACAUACUUGGACUAAGAAGCACAUAUUACCUGUUUUAUACCAUUGCUAUAAUUUUUACAUCAUAUAUCAGUGUUGAUAAAGAAAGGCACUGAAAUGGAAUGCAGUAACAGACAUGACGUGAAAGUGGUUGUAAUUGUGAAUUAGUCUUUAUUUUUCCUGAAUUAUAUUUUUUUAGAGAUUAAACUGGAAUAUGAAGAUAUGAAUCUAAGAUACAUUGCACUGAAUUAUAUGGAAUUCUUUUCAUUUGCUUUGAUUUUUUAUUGGCUUUGUCAAUGAUUUGUACCAUAUGCCUCUCAAACUGCUGGUUCAGUAACUUGGAUCCCAGGGCCCUAAAAUAUGGUAGAACCUGGGAGAAUAUUAAAAAAAGAAAAAACCUGGGAUGCAAUGGCUAAUGUCACUUGGGACAUUAA
This is a messenger RNA of Chrysemys picta bellii (western painted turtle), 10846 nucleotides long. Lineage: Eukaryota; Metazoa; Chordata; Testudines; Emydidae. The record is from RefSeq and is a predicted model, not a curated record.